AUGGACUUUAGCGCAUGGGCAGAGAACAACAAAGCGCUAUGGGCGCGUGUCUAUGAUGAGGUCAUCGCGCCAGAUCUGGAGAAGGAGUGGAAGAAGCGUACGCGUCCUUGGUUCACGUCGAAUAAUCGAGACCUAAUUUCUGCAGGGAUUGAAAUUCAUGAUGCCGAGUCAAAGAAGAAAGAUGAUAGACUCCGAUAUCUCGACAAUCAUAUUAGCAACGGCGUGGUUGAGAAGGCCCAACUGGUAGAAGAGAAUGCGCGACUCAAGACUCUACUGCGAAAAACUCGCGGCAACACCCUGUCAGCGGAAGAGUUGGCUACUAGCACGGAGGACACCACAAUUCCGGUCGGAGAGUAUCGCCAGGUCACUGAGAAGCUUGACGAGCUAAACAAGCGAUACCAUGAUGCAGUCCAAAGGAUUAAGUAUCUAGAGCGAAAGAACGUAUCCGUCAUGCAGAAGAACAAAGAGAUGAAGGACAGUGUGAAAGCCUGGCAAGAGUAUUGCGACCGACACAUCGAGAAGAAGAAGGCGAAGUCAGAGCCGAAAGCUCCAAAAGUACAACCGAAGAGUAAUCUUGCGAUAGAAACUCCAGCACCAUUGCCACAUAUCCCAUCAAGCCCAGGAGCAGCCGUUAUGAGUACACCGCAAUCACUCAUGCCUCAAGAUCGUUCCUCUCCGGCCCCAAUGAUUGAUCCCUCGGAUGCCACGGUCCCACCGCCUCCACUUACGAUACCCGGUGGACGUUCGUCUCCCUUACCUCCCGUGGCAACGGGCCAUGCAGACGCCAUCUCAGGCCCGAAGAAUAACAGAGCCACAUUUUUAGGCCAGCUUAACUCAGAAAAGAUUACUUCGAGCCAAACUACAGUUCCCGAAGUUUCGGAGCCGGAGGAUGGGAUGACUCCUCGAGCGAAUGCCCCGAUGGAUGACGACGAACCUGAAAUUGUGUCCGAACGCUCGCUCAAACGCAAGCGAAAGCCGUCGACAGGAGCAAACGAAGCCACGCCUGAUAAGCGCGUGAGGAGAGAGGAAGCACGAAAGGAAGCCGAGUUCAAUAUCCUUGCAGAAUUAGGAGAAGAACCGCCGCCUUCUAACGAACGGAAGAAGCGACUCCCACCGAACCUGGCACGGGCACACUUCAAUGAGCGCAUAAGAGCUGCUAAGAGCGGCCCAUUUCCCAUGAAGACCACGCUCACAACGCCCAAGACGGCACCAGCAAAAACACCGGCUGCACACGUACCCACACCACCAUCCACCUCAAACCAUCCCGCCCACACCCCUUCCGCUCGACCAGCCCGACGUGGCGCCCUCGAAGCCGCCCCACGCCCCGAACUCGUCCCAGACGGCCGGCCCGUUUGGCGCAUGUCCGCCCUCGAAGCCCGCAAAACCCCAAACGCCUCCAUCUCCAAGCCUUCCACUCCGCGCACCCGCCUCCGCGACAAAGCUCUCUCCGAGCUCCGCCUCCAAGACUUCAAGCCCAACCCGGCGUACAACGGUGGCUAUACGCACGCCUUCACCGACACCGUCCGCCGCCGCGAAGACCGCCUCUGCCUCCCCGGCUGCACUAAGCCGUCCUGCUGCGGCUCCACAUUCCGCGCGUUGGCGCUCGCGCUACCACCCCUCUCUUCUUCUCAGGAAGAAGCCUUAUUACAGGACUACCUCGGCGACGCAUACUCGUCCUUUGGGCUCACGCAGAUGGACGCUGCCGAGCGCGAGGAGAUUGUCACGCAGGCGCGCACGCGGCAGAUGGCCAAGGAGCACGGGAAGCAUAGGAGGACGUAUGAGGGCAGGAAGACGCCGCCGGGGUUUUGGCGCGUGGAUUUUCCGAGUACGCAGGAGGAGAGGGAGGAUCGGGAGAAGGCGGUGCAGAUGGGGUUGGUAGAGGUGAGGGAGAGGUAUUUGGAGGCGAUGAGGAGGGGUGGGAGGUUUGUGUUUGCGGAUGAGUAA
Molecule: messenger RNA, 1944 nt
Organism: Paraphaeosphaeria sporulosa
Lineage: Eukaryota; Fungi; Ascomycota; Dothideomycetes; Pleosporales; Didymosphaeriaceae
Product: SAE2-domain-containing protein
Exons: 4
Coding region: 1-1944 (647 amino acids)
Biological process (GO): double-strand break repair via homologous recombination; DNA double-strand break processing involved in repair via single-strand annealing
Cellular component (GO): site of double-strand break
Molecular function (GO): damaged DNA binding; Y-form DNA binding; double-stranded DNA binding
Source: RefSeq, a predicted model, not a curated record